Messenger RNA from Camelina sativa (false flax), 616 nucleotides. RefSeq lists its product as uncharacterized. Lineage: Eukaryota; Viridiplantae; Streptophyta; Magnoliopsida; Brassicales; Brassicaceae. The record is from RefSeq and is a predicted model, not a curated record. Gene Ontology annotation, cellular component: cytoplasm; nucleus.
GAACACUCCAUUCUCUAUAUAUACACACAAGUACUCGUAUAUAGAUAUUAUCAAAAUAUAUACAACAAGAAGUUCCGGUGAUGUCGUCAACGGCAAGAAAUAUUUCCGGCGGAGGUACCCGAAAGUCCAGUAGGCUUCAGCGGCGUGCUCCACCGCCUCUAAAGAUAAACCCUUCGGAAGCGAAUUGGAAAGUGGCUAUUCCUCUUUUAUCACCUACGGAGUCGCCGCCGCCGCAGAAGCCACCGGGGGUAAUGAAGAGGGAGGAGCAACGGUGGGGAAAAGAGGCGGAGAAGCCCACGAUAUUCAAGAAGUGGCAGCACCCUGCGGCUCCGUUUUAUUACCAGCCAGCGCCGUCAUCGAAUCAGCCGUUUGCAUGGCCAAAUUAACGGCCACUUAAUAUUAGGUAUAGCACACAAUUACAUAAAUAUUUUUAUGCUUUUUAUAUAUAUGUCAUAUGUGAUAAAAUUGCGUAUCUUAUUUAUAUUAAACAUACUACGUACCUAUUAUGUAUCAUCUUUAUGCAAUAUGUAUGUUUGGUUUGAUGUUGUUAUUUCCUUCAUGUAACCAUGAAUAUAAUUUUAAACUAACUAUAUUAUAUAUAUAGUGUAUUAUUUCA